Penaeus indicus is the source of this 1017-nucleotide messenger RNA. Its product is annotated as girdin-like. The transcript has 7 exons. Lineage: Eukaryota; Metazoa; Arthropoda; Malacostraca; Decapoda; Penaeidae. Bases 247 to 1017 code for a protein of 256 amino acids. The record is from RefSeq and is a predicted model, not a curated record.
UUAUCAGCAUUAUCGUUAUGAUCAUCUGCAAUUUAUGUGUUAAUUAUUAUCAUCGUUAUCAUGGUUAUUGUUAUGAUUGCCAUUCUCAUUAUUAUUACUAUCACUUUUAUUAUUCCCGUGCAGUAAGAACUGACUUCUUACAUAACUUUGAUGCCGUGUGGACAUAGUUAUUUCCUCAUCAAGAAUUAAAACUUCAUUACGUUUUUCUGAAUUCAAGUUUGAAUGAAAUAAGACGAAAGCAUCAGCAUGGAAUCGAAAGAAGGCCUCAAGGUGGAACUCCAGUACUCCAAGAACGAGGUUGAGCUGCACAAGAUGAGACUCCAAAGACUUGAGGAGGACCUUGAAGCAGCGAAGGAGAAAAACCAGUCACUUCAAACCCAACUCGCAGCCGAGAACAAGAGCGACAGAAUCGAAGAGCUCGAGCUUCGUCUUCGCGUGAUGGAUGAGCGCCUGAGAGCUGGCCAGCAGGACAAGGAGAAACUCAACAAACAGAUUCUCGAGAUGGAGGCUGAGAGAGACGAGGAGAUCAAGAUUAUUCAGGAUGCCUUGGACGAAGCAGCAGCAGAACGGGAAGAACUCAUCGCCACGUUCGAGAAGGAACUGCAGAACAUGACGACGAUGAACAGCACGCGCGAACAACAGCUGAUGGAGGACUUCGAGUGGAAGCUGAGGGAGAUGGAGAAGGACCACAAGAAGAAACUGGAAGAGAGGGAGAGGAAGGCAGAGGAGAGGAUUAAGACAGUGAGAAAUAUGGUCGAGUCAGAACUGGCCGAUUCCAUCACCAAAGUCGCCGAGGAGAGAAGGAUCGCGGAUGAACAGAUGUGCGAGGUGGGUCACCUGAAGAGCUACGAGGCCGAGGUCAUCCAGCUCCGCGGGGUCACGCACGAGCUGCAGAAGGCCCUGCGAGCUUCGGCGCGGGAGAUGGAGCACCUCAAGAUGCGCGAGAAAAUUUUGGAGGAGGAGGUCCGCGGGCUGAAGAAGGCGGCGGCGACGCAGCCGAACCGACAGUCAGAAUAA